This is a messenger RNA of Fragaria vesca subsp. vesca, 1011 nucleotides long. RefSeq names its product GDSL esterase/lipase At1g71691-like. The transcript is spliced from 5 exons. Gene Ontology annotation, molecular function: hydrolase activity, acting on ester bonds. The record is from RefSeq and is a predicted model, not a curated record. Bases 1 to 1011 code for a protein of 336 amino acids. Lineage: Eukaryota; Viridiplantae; Streptophyta; Magnoliopsida; Rosales; Rosaceae.
AUGGUGCCUGCAAUGUUCAUAUUUGGAGACUCUCUGAUUGACAAUGGCAACAACAACAACCUCCCUUCAUUUGCCAAAGCCAACUAUCCGCCCUAUGGAAUCGAUUUCAGUGGCGGACCAACUGGUCGGUUUAGCAAUGGUUAUACCAUGGUUGAUGAAAUAGCUGAAUUGCUAGGACUUCCCUUAAUUCCUGCUUUCUCUGAAGCUACUGGAGAUCAAGUCCUUCAUGGUGUUAAUUAUGCAUCUGCAGCCGCUGGAAUCCUUGAUAUCACUGGCAGAAACUUCGUUGGUCGCAUUCCUUUUGGUCAACAAAUAAAGAACUUCCAGACUACACUUGAUCAGAUAACAGAGAACCUGGGCGCAGAUGAUGUUGCCCGGGCCAUUGGGAAGUGCAUAUUCUUUGUUGGAAUGGGCAGCAAUGACUACCUAAACAAUUACCUUAUGCCCAACUAUGACACCAAGAAUCAAUACAAUGCUCAACAAUUUGCUGAUCUCUUGGCUCAGCAAUACACUCAUCAUCUCACUAGGCUCUACAAUCUUGGUGCUCGAAAAUUUGUUAUUGCUGGAGUUGGGAGGAUGGGUUGCAUACCAAGUAUCUUAGCCCAAAGUCCAAAUGGAAGCUGCUCAGAGGAUGUUAAUCUCCUUGUUUUACCCUUCAACGCAAAUGUGAAGGCAAUGAUCAACAAUCUUAAUACCAACUUACCUGGUUCAAAGUUCAUUUACAUUGACAUUGCUCAAAUGUUUGAAGAUAUCGUCACCAAUGCUAGAGUUUAUGGAUUAAGUGUUGCGAAUCGUGGAUGCUGUGGUAUUGGGCGUAAUAGAGGGCAAAUAACAUGUCUUCCAAUGCAAACACCUUGCCCAAAUCGUGACCAGUACGUGUUCUGGGAUGCAUUUCACCCAACCGCAGCUGUGAACAUCAUAAUAGGCAGGAAAGCUUUCAGUGGAGACUUUAGCCAGGUUUAUCCCAUGAACAUUCAGCAGCUUUCCACUCUUAACAUUGAAACCAAUUAA